AUGAGUAUAUUAAUAAACAAAAGCAAAACAUCUUUUUUCUCUUUAUCGCUUAAUGGUGGGCUGGUAGAAUAUUUCACAACUCACAAGAGCAAGGGGAGCGUGGCGGGAGAUCCACUUUCCCCUUACUUGUUCGAUCUGAUUAUUAAUGUUCUUUCCAGAUUAUUGGAUGCUGCUGCCGUUGCUGGAUUCUUUGAUUAUCAUCCUAGAUGCAAGAGGAUUAAAUUAUCCUCCCUUUGCUUUGCUGAUGACUUGUUGAUUUUCACAAAGGGAAUAUUGGACUCAGUGGCUGGGAUAAAGGUGGUGUUGGAGGGGUUAGCAGGGAAGAAAUUGCUACAAUCCGGCAAGCUUAUGGGUUUAAGAUUGGUUCGCUACCAGUUAGGUACCUCGCUCACGGAGAAAAAUUGUGCACCCUUGGUCGACAAGAUAACAGCGAGGAUUAGUAGCUGGGCUACAAGACACUUAUCAUAUGCUGCCAGGCUACAACUAGUCUCGAAAGGAAAAGAAGGAUCGCCAAAAAGAGCUCGAGUAAGCUGGCAGGCAAUAUGUUAUCUUAAGUCUGAGGGAAAGCUAGAAGUUAAAGAUAUCUUAAUCUGGAAUCUAGCUUGCGUCUUGCAGAAGAUCUGGUCGAUAAUUGCUAAAGCUGGUUCUUUGUGGAUCACUUGGAUCGAAGCUUAUGAAUUGAAAGGGAGAAGCGUAUGGCAAGCAGCAGCCAAGCAAACUAGCAGUUGGAACUGGAGGAAAUUGCUUCAAAUAAGGCAGAUUGCUUCCAAUGAAGGACAUGAUGUGGUCAUGGUGACCAUGUUUAUCCCUUGUGUCUAUACAAAAGAAGGAAAAGAACCAAAGGAUAUUCAGGCAAAGGGAAAUGACAGCAGCAAAAAUGGUGGACAGAGUCAAAGAAAUUAUAAGAUAUAG
Durio zibethinus is the source of this 912-nucleotide messenger RNA. RefSeq lists its product as uncharacterized. The record is from RefSeq and is a predicted model, not a curated record. NCBI's taxonomy places the organism in Eukaryota, Viridiplantae, Streptophyta, Magnoliopsida, Malvales, Malvaceae.